UCGGCCCCGGCAAGAUGGCGGCCCCCUUGGAGCUCAGCUGCUGGGGAGGUGGCUGGGGGCUCCCUUCGGUCCACAGCGAGUCCCUGGUGGUGAUGGCUUAUGCCAAAUUUUCUGGCGCACCCUUGAAAGUCAAUGUUAUAGAUAACACCUGGAGAGGUUCAAGAGGUGAUGUACCAAUUUUGACAACUGAAGACAACAUUGUUUCUCAGCCUGCAAAAAUACUAAGCUUUUUAAGAAAGCAGAAAUAUAAUGCUGAUUGUGAGCUCUCUGCAAAACAAGGGGCAGAUACACUGGCUUACAUUGCUCUCCUGGAAGAGAAACUUCUCCCUGCUGUGCUUCACACUUUCUGGGUUGAGAAUGACAACUACUUUACUGUGACAAAGCCGUGGUUUGCCUCCCGUAUCCCUUUCCCUCUAAGUUUAAUCCUGCCUGGAAGGAUGUCGAGAGGAGCACUGAACAGGAUUCUCUUGACAAGGGGAGAACCUCCCCUCUACCAUGUCCAAGAAGUGGAAGCACAGAUCUACAGAGAUGCCAAGGAGUGCCUAAACCUCCUGUCACAUAGAUUGGGGACAUCUCAGUUUUUCUUUGGUGACACGCCUUCCACCUUAGAUGCCUAUGUGUUCGGUUUCCUUGCGCCACUUUAUAAAGUGCGUUUUCCCAAAGUUCACUUACAAGAGCAUCUGAAACAGCUCUCCAACUUGUGCCGCCUCUGUGAUGACAUCCUGAACAGCUACUUUAGGCAUGGGCCCGGGGGCAUCUCUCCAGCUGGACAAGAAAUGAUAGAUGCAAACCUGCAGAAACUCACACAACUUGUAAAUAAGGAAUCCAACUUAAUUGAAAAGAUGGAUGGCAAUCUCCGCCAAAGCCCUCAGCUUCUUCCUCGGAAGCUGCCAACCCUCAAACUGACUCCAGCAGAAGAAGAGCCUAAUUCCUUACAGAGGCUGUCACCGUGACAGUCAAAGCCAGACACAACCAGAGUCUUAUGGUUGUUGCAGUGACUGCUCAUGCCGAGGGCAUGGAGACCCAAAGAAGAUGCCGUCAUGGGUUUCAGAAAGACUGUAAGGCAGGAGUAGCUGUGUGUGGCUUCUUUUUAGAUUAGGGAAGCGUUUGUUUUUUAGCCUGGUGGUGCACUGUGAGUAAAGCUGAACGCCAAGUGAACGGGUGUGUGGGCAGGGCAGACUCAGGCACUGUCUGUAAAAGUCCCGCCUUAGUCAGGGCACAUCUUUGCCUUUCAUUCAGGUGUUGCCGACCAAAAGCUGCAAUUCUGUUCUGAAUGUGCAUUUUUAAUUUAUUUAAAUUAAUGUAUUAACGUAGUUUUUCUUAGGCCCAUCUCAGUACAUAAUAUGUGGCUUUUUGGCUGAGACCUUAUUCUUCUUUAGAGAAAUCUGAUGCCUAUUUUAGGAACUAGGAAAAAUAGAAAUUAUUUCAGUAGAAAAGCCUGUGUUUAACUUUAAAAAAGCAAUGAGGAAUGUGCUUCUUAAUUAUUCUCUCAUAAGUCUGCUCCUCUGGUGGUUUAGUACCACAUAUGCAAAUGUUAAAGGUGGUUUCUAUAACACCCGCAAUAAGGCAUGCACACGAGCGUCAGUAUGAUUAAGUGCUUGCUGACAUGUUUGAUCUAAGCUAGCAAAGGCGAACAUGGCAGCUUUAGUGCACCAUUGCCCAUUUUCUCAUUCUUGUAUCAGUUCCAGAGCUGGAAGUCUAGCUCAUCUUACUGUAUUUGUAGGAAACCGUAUUGAAGUGUGCUCAGUUAACUGCUAGCAUCCUUGGGAUGAGCCAUGGCGAGCAUCCUGGAGAUGCCUCCCAUGUGUCUGGUUUCAGUGCUCCACACUUGACUCAGAACAGUUUCUUUAUAAUAAGCAUAUCAUGUAAUCACAUACUUUCUGACCAACUAUUAUUUCCUAUGUAUUUUUAACUGCAGUUGAAGGAUCCAAAGGAAUAAGUGAGAAAUAGCAGGUUUCUAAGGUGAUUUAUAGUUAUUGAUUGCUGAAUGGAUUGUCCAAGGAUUUCCUGUGUGGUAUUUGACAUAUAAUAGUGGUUGAGGUGCUUCUGUUGUUGUGAAACCACUUCUGGGAUUUUUAAAAUAUAGGACCAUGUUUUGGAUUAGUGUCUUACAAGAUUAUUACGGUGCUCAGCAAAUUCCUGGAGUCAUGCUGUGCUGUCUAGAGCCUCCGCUGCUGUGAGCAGAGCAGACCUCAUCCACGUUUGACUUGCUCCCCAGCUUGCUCGUGUUUCGGUAGAUGAAAGCCUUACAUUGCUGUAAAUAGUUUUUCUCGAAAGCUUUAAGUGAGACACAGGUAAUCUUCACCAUCUUGUUCUUCUCUUCUAGUGCAUUUGCAUUUAGGACAAACAUACAAUGAGUUUCACAAUACUUCUUUAACAAAGUGUGCAUGUGAGUGAGUGUCUAUGUGAGGGACUGAGUGUAUGCAUGUGAGUGUGUGUGUUGUGUGUGUUCAUGUGUUUGUGAAAGUGGGGGGUGUAAGUGUGUGUGUUUGUGAGGUUAGUGUGAUGUAUGUUCAAGUACGUGGGGGAUGUGCAUUUGCGGGCUGUGUGUGAGUGAGUGUGUGAGUGAGUGAGUGAGUGAGGGGUGGUGUGUGUGUGUGUGUGUGUGUGUGUGUGUGUGUGUGUGUGUCACAUCUUCUAAGGCAAGUUACAGCAAUCUGAAAUCUGAGUAUUUUUUUUUUUUAAAUAAUGAUCAAGAGGCUUCCUUGCCUCUAGGAUUGACUUUAUAAUGGAGAAAGAUGGUUAGCAAGUUAAUCAGAUAUCUGUUUAUGCUUUAAUCAGUGUUAGUCAUUUUCAAUUAUGAUUUAAUAGUAAACCUUCCAAAACAGUAUUUGAAGUAGUUUACAGUUGUAAAACACAUGUAAAAAUAGGACAGUAGUUUCUGAAAAAUAACAGUUCCUAAGAGAAAGAACCAUAGCAUCACUACUAGGUUGUAAAAUCUAACUGUGUGUGAAGUUAGAAGAUAAUACUGAUUUAAGUAAGUUCUUCUAAUGAAACUGCUAAUUUCUGUGAGGAGGAGACUGUUUACAUGUGUAGAAGAAUGUAGCCGGUCCUGUUCAGAGGACACUGUGCUUCAACCAAGAAGUGUACUCUACUAUUUUGUUCCUGGAAUGCUUAAUCAAAAGGACUCAUUUCAGAAUAACGAACAUCUCUUCUUUAUGGUGGAGAGGAUGUUUGUGGAGUGAUGUGCUUGCUCUGUCUCCCUGAUCUGAACUGCCUUUAGCCUCAUGCUCUGUGUCCAUGUGCUUCAAGACCACAUUUCUGAGAUGCAGAAUCUGAGCUGGCGAAGAAAGAACUUAGCUGUUGGGUUCCUUCCGUCAGCUUUCUUUGUCUAAGCAACUGAGAUGACAGGAAGCUGUAACUGAGCACAGAGCACUUUAGGGACCAGGCACACAGAGAAGCUCUUAGAAGGAAAAAGUUUCCUAGACUGGACAAAGGGCCCAUGGUCAGGAUGUUUGUGCACUGGGAGAAGUGGUCCAUGGCCUUGACCGAAUACUGUGAGCCAUUGGGAGGUGACAUGAGAACACAGCACGGCAUGAAAACCGGGACUGUGCUCAUUUUUAUUUUUGUUGAUUGUACAGAGCGAGAAAGAAAUCGGUUCACUAAUUCCCACAGGGUAAACAUAGACACUCUUGCCACAGUGAUGACCCAACACUAAAGAAACUGCAAACAAGGACAAUGGGAAUUUCUUAACUUUGGCCUCACAAAAGGUUCACAUUAACAAAUUUCAGUGUUGGUGUGCUUGAAUUACUUUGGGGUAGUAGUUUUUUUUCCAGUAUUUUUUCCAAGCAACCAUUUUUAUUUCCCCUUGUAAUCCUUAACAAUUUAUAAUUGAUAGAUAAAGUAACACAAAGGAACAAAGACACUUAUAUUAGCGCUAAGUUUAAAAUUGUUCAAAGUCGGGCUGGAGAGAUGGCUCAGAGGUUAAGAGCACUGUCUGCUUUCCCAGAGGUCCUGAGUUCAAUUCCCAGCAACCACAUGGUGGCUCAGAACCAUCUAUAAUGGGAUCUGAUGCCCUCUCCUGUCGUGUAGGCAUACAUGCAAAUAGAGUGCUCAUAUAUAAAUAAGUAAUCUAAAAUAAAUAAAUGAAUAAAUAAACUCGUACUUAUUUAAAAAAAAUUGUUCAAAGUCUAACAGUUGGGAAAACUAACAUCAACAGAGGCUGAAACUGGUAACAGUAUUUUGAGAAAAACCACUUUGUUCAUGUGAUCAAGUGGUAUUUGAAUUGGAUGAUGUUUCUUUGGAGCCUCUCAAGAAUGUGCACUUACCAAGCUUGUUAAAAAAAAAAAAAAAAAAAAAAAGUUUUCUCCAGGUUGGGGUGGGAAAUGACAAUUUUCAACAGCCACAACCAUAACCACUCAAAGCCAGAUUAUAAAUACUUAAUAUAAUUGGGGGCUGACAGGUGGCUCCGCAGUUAGGAGAACUGCUCUUGCUGAGGACCUGAGUUCAGUUCCCAAGGGCCUUUGGCAGGUGGUUUACAGCCUUCUGUAAUUCUAGCUCCAGGAGAUCUGGCGCCCCCUUCUGGAAUCCGUGAGCACCUGUAUUCACAAUGUGCUGUUGUUCCCUCCCCAACACAUACACAUAAUCACCAGUAAAGUAAAAUUAAAUAUACAUAGGAAGCGGAAUGUUAUGGCCCUGGGUUAUCUUACUUCUGUUUUUCUAAUACUUUAAGAGUCUAUAAUUAUUUCCAAGUAAAGGAUUUUAGAAGCAAACCUAAUAGAGUAAGUUUAUCACUGCAUAGCUGUAUCUUAAAACUUGAUGCUGCAGACCUAGUAUUUAGUUCCACAUGAGAACUGCAUCAUAUUAACUGCAUCAUCUGAUGAAAUUUUUAUUUGAUUCUUGAGCUUAAAGAAAAAGCAGCUCGGGUCUCUAACAAACACUUCUAAAGAUCUCCUUUGCCUCUGCCUGUUCUAACAACCUCACACCAAAAGCUUGUUUUCUAUAAGAUAUCAAAAUGCUUAUGCUUUAUGUUUCUCGUGUGUGCUUCCCCCUCUGGCAGCUGGCUUCAUAACUGAGGACAAAUUAUUUUGAGUCCUUUGCUCUGUCUUUGUGUGGGCAUUCCUUUUCUGCCUUACGUUUUUUCUCUCUGUGGUCACAGUGUGCGCCGUGUUCAUUGACGCCACCUUCUAUUGCAGAAGGAGUGGCAGAGCCAUUCACUUUUUGUUUUAAACUCGAAGGGAUUUUGUAAUUGACGUUGUCCUGUCCUGGUUAUUUUUAGAGCUGAGAUCCUGAGCAAAGCCAGAGGUCAUUUGGGUUGUGAUGGCAGUCUUUGUAUAUUGUUCUUGGUGGUAAGAAACAGUUAUGUGUUUGUCUCCCCACCCCUGCUUUGCUGCUCUGCAGUCAUGUGAAAUUACAUUUAUUUCCUAGUGUUUUCAUAUUUUAAACAAAAUUUAAAGAAAUCUAUGGUUACAUGAAAUCUUAGAUCAGUAGUCUCGCCCUGAGAGGUUUAAUUGAAGCUUCAUUGGAUUCCAGAAUGCUGGUUUUCAUGAUCGUGUAAACUGGGAAAGGUUUCUCUUUUUUGUUUUUAAGUGUUUGUAAAGUAGUUUGAUGUGGAAGUUGAUGUUGGGUGUUGCAGUCUCUAGGAGCCCAGGCAACGUGUUUUGUACUCAGGACUGUUGUGACCAAAACAAAUGGGGACUCUGGGAAUUACAAAGGCUUAAAAAUGUUCUUCCAGAAAAGUGGUCCGUGGAUUACUUAAAAGAAUUAGCAUUCUUGAACAGUGAUAUAAUAAAAGGGAAGCUUGAGCUGAUUACUUUUGAAUAGCAAGGGGUGUGCUGUGAUAGACUUACUCAAACCGAAUAAGCUAGCUUCUUGCAAAGGGGAAAAAACACUAGUUAUUUUUGUGCCCUCAUUAUUAUUAAUUUGGAAUUAAAAGGUAAAAACAAAUUUAUGCAAGAGUAGUUUCUAAGAGGGUAUUUGGCAGAAUAUAUUGUUAUAAUAAGUUUAAAAAAUGCUGGAUUAAGCAAAGCAGAGUUGCUUUAGGCUUUUCAGAACCUUUGAUGUGUAAAUGUGUGUUUUUGGUUUCCAGCUUCAGAGAUGUUUUACUAGCAAAGAGGACAGCUGAGCAGGGCUAUAUGUGGGCAUGUGUUUGUCUCCCAGGAGGAGUUCGUGUCUCCACUGAGAACCUCAGUUUGAUAUACCACUUCCCUAACUUAUUUUACUGAGAAUUUUUUUAAAGUAGGUGUUUUAUGGGAUUUGCGUUCUGAGAAAUUUACUAAGGAGAACACUGAAUAUUUUGUUCGAUUGUUCAUUACAAAGUUUCUGCUUUUGAGUGCUUCUCUGAUGACGGUGAAUGUAACUAAACAAGCUUUAUUUCAUUUCAGAGUAUAAAUCAGCUCACCAAUAAAGCUAUGGCAUCUUGUCAACCUUUGCAACAUACACAGUUGCAGGCGUGGCACUCCAGGGUUUGGAUGUGCAUUUGAAACACAAUCUGCCUUUGGGCUGGGAGGUCUGGUGUAAUGGUGAGCAUCUAGCCACAUGAAAAGCUCUUGGAUCUUAGUUCUGAUGCUUCAGUUCGCCCCUCGAAAAUUAGAGCAAUGCCUUUUAAUCAUGUAGUUUACAUAUCCCAGAUCCUUGGAAAUGACCUGCCAGAGUUUGCAUCAGACCUCGGAGAGCCAUCUGAGAUGGAGAAGGCCAUGCUGGCUGCUUGUUCUUUGGUCCAUGGGCUACUGGAAUUUUGAUCUGUUGGAGGAGGGGUGUAUACAAGCCUUUAAGUUAAGUGCAUAAAGAUGAGGUGGGUUUCUCUUAGGUCUUAUUUUAUUUCGUAAGAUAGAAACUAUCUUUAAGCAAGACUGUGGUGUUUGUAGCUUCACUUCAGCUUUCUGGAAGAUCAACAGUGAAAAAGACAAGAACUGUGUAUGUAUGCAUAUUGGCUCUGUCUCCCCAAGUCUGUCUUUGAAUGGCAAACAUUUUAAACAUCUGUGCAAGUGUUCAAAUGCUGUAGUCUCCUAUUGUGCAAACAAUCAAAUCAGCAACGCUAGCCAUGGCCUCAUGCUCUAGCCUUGCCUACUAUGAAUGUAUUCUAUCUAGAGGUGAUGUAUAAAUACCCAGAAGUGGAAACGAUGAUCAUUGUUAAGAAUUUAUUCUGAUAACGAAAAACUGGAUAUAAUCUCAAAAUAGCUAUUUUCUCAAUAAAAUUUCAAAUCACCUAAGUA
Psammomys obesus (fat sand rat) is the source of this 7154-nucleotide messenger RNA. It is a transcript of the gene Mtx3, whose product is annotated as metaxin 3. The transcript has 9 exons. The coding region runs from base 15 to 953 and encodes 312 amino acids. The record is from RefSeq and is a predicted model, not a curated record. Gene Ontology annotation, biological process: mitochondrion organization. Lineage: Eukaryota; Metazoa; Chordata; Mammalia; Rodentia; Muridae. Gene Ontology annotation, cellular component: SAM complex.